Spirodela intermedia is the source of this 3475-nucleotide messenger RNA. Lineage: Eukaryota; Viridiplantae; Streptophyta; Magnoliopsida; Alismatales; Araceae. The record is from the annotation of a GenBank genome assembly.
AUGGCGCGGCUGAUGAUUUCGACGUUUGUCAUAUCGCUGGCGAUCUUCUCCGUGCUGUCGGAGGCGAAGUCCCGGGAUCCUUACAAGGUAUGCUCGGGGUUUAAGGAUGAUCCCCUCCCGCUUGAUUUAUCGUCGUUUUCAGCAAAUUUUUGCGUCCCAAUUCCUUCUGUAGCUCAGAAGGAUGAAAGAGUUUAUCAUUCAAUCGGAUCGACGCGGUUGUCAAUUGUUGCUCCUGCGGAUAUCGUGGCGCCUCGAAUUUUUUUUUACACUCGUUUAUCGGAGCUCUCUUGCGUUAGGAUUUAGCUUAUUAUUGAACUUUCUUCGUAGCUGUGGGCGAAUACGGAUAUUUGUCGCGACUCUAAUGCUGCCGCUUCUUUCCUAGUUUUUAGGUUACAGUAGUGAUGUUCAAGAUGCGUUUAGGUUGUUGGACUUGUGUAAUUUCAUCUCUGUUAAUUGUAUUGACAAAAUAGAAAACUGCAUUUGAGGAUGAGGGAAGGAUAAUGAGAAGCUUUCACGAUUACCUUGACGGCUAGACGGUCUUCUCGUUUGCUUAGGAUUGACGCUUUUCGCAGACAUGCUCUAGUGGCUUUAACCUUGCAAACUGUUUGGAAUUCGCCUUCGACAUCGGUGGUUUUUCCACCACCAUACCGUAUGGUUUAAAUUUAGUAAUCCUUUCCGUGGAAAAAAUGGAGCUACUGUGCAAAUGUGGAUCAAAGUUUUCGAAACGGUAAAACAAAAUUAUCCUGGGAAAUAGGCAUGAUGCCAAUCGAGACCCAGAAAACUGCGUUAUUCAAAAUCUUAGAUUUAUUAUCUACGCAAUUUGUAGCUUUCUCAUUCAGUUUGGUUCAUUUCAUCGUCCCUACUCUCACAAAUUCUACAUUUUGUAUUUGCUCUUGUUUUUGUCCACGAGAGAAGUGAAUUGGUGUUCUUAUCAUUAUUUUAUCCCAUAUGUAUAGGCGUAAGGCGUUGAUAGCAGUGAGUUCAGAAGGGAACCUGAUUAUGAUUCCAAACACUGAUUGAUUUAACAUUCUGUUGCAUGUUUUGGACGUUUCAUGAAAAUUUAUCACGCCAAGCUUUUGUUUGUAUUAGUUGUGUUGUUCCAAUGCCUAUAACAUUGAAGUGUUGACAGGUCCUCGGAGUCUCCAGAGAUGCUAAUCAACGUGAUAUCCAAAAGGCUUUCCACAGGUGUGAAUUGUUAAAUAAUCAGUUUUUUUUUCACCUAUGAAUUAUAGGUUAUUAUACGUACUAGGCCUUGAAAAGUUUUGAGAAGCUUCAUGCUCCCUUUUUUAAUGCCAAUUAAAGAUUCAAUCCGUAUUUUUUGUUUUCCAUUUCUUUGUCCAUCUAUUCACAGGCUCUCUCUUCAAUAUCACCCUGAUAAAAACAAAAAUAAGGGUGCACAAGAGAAAUUUGCAGAUAUAAACAAUGGUAUGCAUUAUGUGUUAUCUUUUUAGUUAUCUUGUUGCUUUUACGAGCGAAAGUACCACCUGGGCUUGCUAAAUUUUAAAUAUAUACGCUGCAGCAUAUGAAAUUCUGUCUGACGAAGAGAAGAGGAAGAAUUAUGACCUCUAUGGAGAUGAGAAAGGGGCACCAGGGUUUGAUGCGGGGAACUUUGGUGGUGGGAACUAUGGAAAUCAUGAAGGCUACACAUACUUCACUAGUGGUGGUCCUGGAGACACUCGAUUCAACUUUAGACCGGAUGGAUGGGAAAUGGGUGGGCAGCAUAAUCCCCAUUCUUUCUCGUUCUCCUUUGGUGGUAACCCUAGUGGAGAUAGUGGUUCAUUUGAUUUUGGCCUCAACGACCUUUUCUCCAAUUUCUUUGGCGGUAACUCAAAAAGUGGGAGCCAGUUUGGGGGCUUCAGCAGUUCAUCCAGUGCUGAUACUGGUACCACUUCUCCUGGAAGUAUAUCGGACAUCAACUCUCAGACUUUCAAGAAAGAAAUAGUAGAUCAGGGUUUGACCUGGCUUUUACUGUUCUACUCACCCACAGCGAAGGGCUAUCGCAUGUCUGAAUCCAUCAUACAGGAUAUCGCCAAUUCACUACAAGGAGCUCUCAAGGUACAUAACAUACUGCGUGGCUUUCAAAGUGAUGCUUCAUUUGUUUCAACAAGAAUGAACUAAACAGACGAUGCUUAAUUUUUUUUCAAAAUUUUGAGUACUUGCCGUUUAUCCAUCCCCCCCCCCCCGUUUUCCAGGCUGGCAGAGUAAAUUGUCAAAAAGAGCAGGCUCUUUGCAACGAGCUUGGCGUGUGGCCUUCCAAAGCUGUCAGAGUUUUUGUUUAUUCUUACAGAACUGCUGAAAAGGGCGAAUUGACUGAGUACUCUGGCGAAUUAAAUUCCAAAUAUUUGAAAACUUUCUGCCACGAUCAAUUACCAAGGUUCUCAACGCGGCAUACCUUGAGUGGGUUUGACUUCUUUUCGACCUCAAGAGAAAAACUACCGCAGGUGUUGCUACUUUCAACCAAGAAAGAAACACCCAUAAUUUGGCGCGUCAUUACUGGCCUGUACCGCAAAAGAUUUAAAUUUCAUGAUGCACAGGUUGGUCAAGGAUCAUGUUUUCAGCUGUUUUGUAUUAAUUUUCUUAGUAUUUUAGGAUGACCAUUUUCUCGUACACGUUUGCAGGUGUUAGACGUCACUGACGAGAGGGUGAAAAGAUUUAAGGUCGAUGCACUUCCAGCUAUCGUUGGGAGGUUUUCUAACGGAGAAGAGUAUGUUCUGAAGGCAGGAAUCACCAUAAAAGAUCUGAGCACAGGAAUUGGUGAGAUGAAAGCAUUGCUCAAUAAAUUUGAGAGGCAGAAUAAAAACAAAGCUUCAGGUCCGGGGAAGGAAUCAUCUCAAACUGAGGCACACGAUAUGUCCAUACCUCAUCUAACAAGCUUAAAUAUGGAGAUGAUGUGCGGUGAGAGCACACCCCUUUGCAUAAUCGGUGCAUUCAGGUCAUCCAAGGCAAAGGAUAAGAUAGAACCCAUUCUCUCUCUUGUAAGCCCUCUCUCUCUCUCUCUCUCUCUCUCUCUCUCUCUCUCUCUCCAGGACAUUAUUAUAUCUACCUAUCUCUCACACACUCACUUUUAUCCAUCAUGGUGAAUCAUUGCGUCAUUAGUCAAUAUUCCAGUUGACUCUCCAUACCUUUCUAGUCUUCAUUAAUCAGAACGAGGCUCACUUCCUCUGCAACUACAUUCUUGCACCAGAUCUCCCAGAAGACUUUGACGAGGAGACGGAAUCAACCUCAAGCUUUGAGGGACUCAAUCUCUUACUCCCUGUUAGAUGCCACAAAGCAGAGAAAGUUCCUCGAGUCCUUCGAUGAUUCUGGCUACAGAAGCUCAGACAAGCUCUUGCUGGCCUACAAACCCCGCAAGGGAAAGUUUGCUGUUCUACUGACUAGCGAAUUGACGUUGGAAGAAGCGGAGGAGUUCAUCGGCUCUGCUCUGAACGGAGAUAUCCAAUUUUCAAAGAUCAGACGCAGGCCCACUGUCCAAUGA